This is a messenger RNA of Prunus persica (peach), 1554 nucleotides long. RefSeq lists its product as uncharacterized. Gene Ontology annotation, molecular function: DNA binding; protein dimerization activity. Bases 157 to 1368 code for a protein of 403 amino acids. The transcript is spliced from 2 exons. The record is from RefSeq and is a predicted model, not a curated record. Lineage: Eukaryota; Viridiplantae; Streptophyta; Magnoliopsida; Rosales; Rosaceae.
CCUCGCUCACACUCUCAUUUCACACCAUCGCUACAUUCGCUACCUUUCACUGCUGUUCUCUACAAGUUUCGAUCAUUCGCUAAUUAAUCGUACUGACUGCAUUGCUAAUCUCUCUGUCAUUCAAUUAAUUUCCACUCGAAAUUGAUUUAUUGAUUUAUGGCUCUUCCUAAAUCAAACCCUAGGGUUUCAGCGUCCAUGAAGAUGAAAAGGGUCUCUGACGCUAUGAAGCCUCAGAAAACUGCCAUGGCCAAGAGAGGCUCCACUCUGAAGAAUAAGGCCGGCCGACUCUCGAAGCUGUGCGAUAUUGCCGUUUACAUGAUCGCUGUUGGUGCCGACGGCGAGAUCGACGCUUGGCCGGAAAUCCAACAAGAUUUGAAAUCAGUUCUACUCAAGUACAAGAAUCUGAAAAGGGGUUUUAAAGAUGGAAUUGAAAAGGGUCUGUUCUCCGUCGAAAAGGGUUUCUUGGAAAUUGUUGAUGAUCGAGAAAAUCGGGAUUUGGGUAUUCAAGAUAAUUGCUUGGGGGCCAAGUUGGAGUCUUUGAAUGAGAGGAUCGGAGCUGUGACGAUGAAGAUGAUGAGGGAUGACGGUAAGUGCAGUUUCAUGGACUUGUACAAGAAUAUCAUGGAACCAGAUGCAGCAGAUCAACAACAACUAUCAUCUCUUAAUCUUAAUUUGAAUCUUGAUCCAACUGAUCUCGUCGUACCCACACCCAAACCCAAUUUAAUUGGUGAGAUUAAUUUGAAUCUUGAUCCAGGUAAUGUCGUCAUACCCACACCCAAACCCAAUUUAAUUGGUCAAUUUCAGCAAGAUUAUCUUUCAUCAAUUCAUGAGCCAACUGUGGAUGCAAAUGAUUAUCUCAGUUUGUUAAUGGGUAAUGAUCAUCAUAAUGAUGUUGGUCUAAUGGAAGAUUAUCUGCAACUUUAUGAUCUUGAAUUGCCAGAAGAACCACAAGAGCAGCCGCAGCCGCAACCACCUUCUGUGCCAAGUGUGGAAAUUAGUGAUGAUGAUAUGAAGUUGCUAUUGAGUGAUUGUGAGAUUGGUUUGAUGGAAGAUGAUAUGCAGUUUUGUGAUAAUCUUGAUGAUUAUGAGCCAACUGUGGAUACUAUUUAUGAUUUUCUCAGUUGGGUAUUGGGUGAUGAAGAUCAAAAUGAUAAUGGUGCAAUGGAAGAUGAUGUGCAACCUCAGAGUACUAAUCAUAUUACUGAUGAUGAGCAUGAUGACAUUAGGUUGCUGUUGACUGAUUGUGAGAUUGGUUUGAUGCAAGAAGAUUUGCAAUUCUGUGACAAUGACUUGAGUGAUUUUUUGGCGCCUCUUGAAACCAUGUUGGUACAACAUCAGCCUCAUUUCGAGUUAAAUCUUAAUUUCUAGUCUUCAUCUGUAAUUUUAUGUUUUUCAGUAGCUUAGGUCAAAAUCUGUUGUUUUUCUGUUUGGUUGAUUGGAUGGCCAUCUCAGUAUCAAUCCUUAUCAACCAAAAUCUGAUGUAAAUUCUGCAAUAUUAGACCAGAUUAUUCUAUGUUUUUCUUUGUACAGCUCAAGUGAAGAGCUUUUGGUGUA